This is a messenger RNA of Gadus chalcogrammus (walleye pollock), 1537 nucleotides long. RefSeq names its product ras-related protein Rab-19-like. Gene Ontology annotation, cellular component: trans-Golgi network. Gene Ontology annotation, molecular function: GTP binding; GTPase activity. NCBI's taxonomy places the organism in Eukaryota, Metazoa, Chordata, Actinopteri, Gadiformes, Gadidae. Bases 33 to 734 code for a protein of 233 amino acids. The record is from RefSeq and is a predicted model, not a curated record. The transcript has 4 exons.
GAGGGCCCUGUGUUGGAACUUCCUGUUCCAAGAUGCAGUGGUGCAGGUGGGCCGGCCGUUGGAUAUCGAGUGUAAGCACACAGUCCACAGAGCCGGACCAUGAGGACAGCUUUGACUUUCUGUUUAAAAUCAUCCUGGUGGGGGACUCCGACGUGGGCAAGACUUGCGUGGUUCAAAGUUUCAAGUCUGGAAUAUUUGCAGAGAACCAGCAAAAUACCAUUGGUGUGGACUUCACUGUUCGUACUCUAGAUAUCGAUGGCAAAAGGAUUAAGAUGCAGGUUUGGGACACGGCCGGACAGGAGCGUUUCCGCACCAUCACCCAGAGUUACUACCGCAGCGCCCAUGGGGCGCUGGUAGCCUAUGACAUCACACGCCGGCCCACUUUCGAAUCUGUGCCUCACUGGAUCCAUGAGAUCAGACAUUAUGGAGCCGCCGGGGUGGUGGUAAUACUCAUCGGUAACAAGUCAGACCUCCAGGACGAAAGACAGGUGUUGUUUGAGGAAGCGUGCACCCUGGCCGAAGACAAAGGCGUGCUGGCCGCGCUGGAGACCUCGGCCAAGGCGGCCCAGAACGUAGACGCCGCCUUCAUCCUCAUGGCCCGCGAACUGCUGGCGCAGAACGGCAUGCCCAUCACGAACGAGCUGUCCCCGGAGACUCCGCAGUUCGGGCUGGGCGGGACCUCAUCGCAUGCCGUUGUGGGAGGCGAUUCUUUGGAGAAGAAGUGUGGGUGUUGAGCGACCGCAGGCUGCAGGGCCCUGACCGCAGUGUGUCUCUGGAGGUGUGGUUGAGUGGCUCGUUUCUGAACCGUGGAGGGAGUAAGUGCAAAUGUGGGCUGUAUGUGUGAAUGUGGGUGGGCAGGGGAUGGAGAUGCGAUUUGAAAUGAUUUAUUUAUUUGGUGUAGGGUAUGUGAAACGAUUGCUUUUACUGACAUAAGGAAUACUGAAGAUUAUCAACAAAAGAGCUUUUAUUUGGUCCUUUUGUCGCUAUAAUUGACAUUAAAUGAACAUACUGUAUGUGGAUGUGUAUUCUUUUGUGGGGAAAAACUUGUUCAGGGAAAUCAAGAUGAACACGUUGCUUGAGUGGCUUUGGAAACAGUAUCACUGCUAUGAUAUAUCUGUUCAUUUCAUUACUUUCAUUUAAUCAGAUCAUUUCCUUUCCUUUCCGUGUAUUUUAAAUAUUAAAAAGAACAUGAGCAUGGCUGUCGUUUCCCAAAUGUACCAUUUUCCAACUUUUCACAUUGACACACUUCUUUGCAAGGACAUCCAUCAACAAUUUAUUCAAAUGAAAAUAAAAUGCUACGUGAAGUACGACGAUGUGUCCAAGUAACAAUGGAAAAGUUUAUUGCCAUGAUAGACAUUUAGACUCUCAAAAUAGAAAAUGCAUGUACCGGUAAGCUAUAUUGACCUAUAUUGACGAUUUGCAGGCCAUUGUUGCUAUUGCACCUUCUUUAAACUCGAAUCAACAGCUCCAGGCUUCCCAUCCUGAGGAAGCUCAUACACCAGAACAUGAGUGCUACAUAAAACAUCUAAAAGAACAG